UGUCCUCGCUUAUAUAUACUGUUUUAAGUGGUUUUUUUUUCUUCUUAUCUAGUUGCAUCAUAACACACAAACACAUUGGGCGUACGUGACUCCUCUGCUUCCUCUGUCAAUGGAUAGUUCAGUCUCUGGUGACACAGAAGCUCAGAGCUCUGGCGAUGCAAGCAGCAAGCGCGGUGGCUGGAUCACUUUUCCGUUCAUGAUCGCUACGUUGUUAGGCCUUUCCGUGACUUCUUUCGGAUGGGUAAUGAACUUGAUCGUCUUCCUAAUCGAAGAGUUCAACAUCAAGAGCAUCGCUGCUGCACAGAUUUCAAACGUUGCUAAUGGAUGUCUCAGCAUGUUGCCUGUUGUUGCAGCCAUUCUAGCUGAUUCUUUCUUCGGAAACAUUCCUGUCAUCUCGGCCUCAGCUUUCAUUUCUCUCCUUGGCAUUGUUCUCUUGACCUUGAUCUCAUCUUUGGACUACUUGAGACCUAGACCGUGUGAAACGGGGUCAGUCCUAUGCCAGUCUCCGUCAAAACUCCAGCUCGGGAUUCUGUAUACAGCUUUAGCUUUAGUGACCACUGGAGCAGGUGGGACGCGGUUCACUUUGGCAUCCGCGGGUGCAAACCAAUAUGAGAAACCUAAAGAACAAGGAAGCUUCUUCAACUGGUACUUCCUCACACUAUAUGCUGGAGCUAUUACUGGCGCAACAGCAAUUGUAUAUACACAAGACAAUGCCAGCUGGAAACUCGGGUUUGGUCUCUGCGCCAUCGCUAAUUUGAUCAGUUUCAUAGUUUUUGUCUCUGGGAAGAGACUAUACAAGCAUGACAAACCCAUGGGAAGCCCCUUCACGAGUCUGAUCCGCGUUGUGGUCGCUGCUAUAGCAAAAAGAAAAGUUGUGAUCACAUCCAAAGAAGAAGACUAUUACAGUGGGCUGGAAAAAGAGGGCAAGACUUUGGCUGCAGUGCCCUCUAAGAGCUUUAGGUUCUUGAACCGUGCAGCGUUAAAGACCGAAGAUGAUAACAUUUGGAGGCUAUGCUCUGUGCAAGAAGUAGAAGAUUUCAAAGCCAUUCUCCGAGUUCUUCCGCUUUGGCUAUCAAUCAUCUUCGUUAGUACUCCAAUGGUCAUGCAAACAAGCUUGGUUGUACUCCAAGCUCUAGUCACAGACCGUGGGCUCGGCCCUCACUUUCAAGUCCCAGCUGGUUCCCUCCAAGUCAUAAUAAUCUUCACUGCAUGCAUUGUUAUCAUGAUGAACAACUGGCUUGUCUACCCCACGUACCAGAAGCUAACUCAUAAGUCGAUGACACCGCUUCAAAAAGUCGGUGUAGGUCAGGUUCUCACAAUCCUAAGCAUGGCACUCUCUGCCUUCGUCGAAUCCAAGAGGCUAAAAACAGUUGAAAAUGAGCAUCCUAUGCCAGUGUUAUGGUUGUUUCCUCCCCUUGUGAUAGUAGGUAUAGGGGAAGCUUUCCAGUUUCCGGCGAAUAUUGAAUUAUUCUAUGGUGAGUUCCCCGAGUCUUUGAGGAACACCGCGACUUCGUUGACCUCACUAGUGAUUGGAAUCUCUUUCUAUCUGAGCACAGCUCUUAUCGAUGUUAUCCGAAGAACCACGGGGUGGUUACCAGAUGACAUUAACCACGGAAGAGUUGACAAUGUUUACUGGGUUUUAGUCAUUUUAGGUGUCUUGAAUUUUGGCUACUUCCUUGUAUGCUCUUGGUUUUACAGAUACAGAAACCUCAAGGAUAGUGAUCAGAAACAAGAUCAAAAAGAUGUUACAAACUAAAGACACAACUUGUUGUUUCAGUUUUCUCUAUACAUCACAAUUGUCUCCAUGUCUUGAAAUUAGUAUCUUACAUGCUCCUCCUGUUAACUUUAUUUGUAUGUAAAUUUUAAUAAGUGUGUUUUUGUAUGUUUACCAGCAUUAGAAAAUGAUACGUUGAAACUGA
This is a messenger RNA of Camelina sativa (false flax), 1919 nucleotides long. RefSeq names its product protein NRT1/ PTR FAMILY 2.3. NCBI's taxonomy places the organism in Eukaryota, Viridiplantae, Streptophyta, Magnoliopsida, Brassicales, Brassicaceae. Gene Ontology annotation, molecular function: transmembrane transporter activity. Gene Ontology annotation, biological process: oligopeptide transport; transmembrane transport. Gene Ontology annotation, cellular component: membrane. The record is from RefSeq and is a predicted model, not a curated record.